CACUCAAAACCACAAUCACAAUCAAAGUCACAAUCAAAGCAAAUUCGUGUGAAUCCAUUUGCCGUUCGGAAGCCACAACUAAACAAAAUAAAUUCACAAAUGUCACACUCAAUCAAACAAAUCGAUAUAGCAAAUUGUAACAAAAAUCGGAAUACUCCGAAAUUAAUUUCAAACUUUUACCGUCAAAAAUUUGCUCCCAGUAAAAACAAACAAUUUUCACAAUCAAAAGCUACCAAAAACAAAGGAAAAAAGUCAAUUCAAAUUCAAACUCAAAUCAAAAAAACCACUGGGCUCCUUUCAAAGUACAGUCGGAAAGGAAAAAUUUUCGUCGGGCUCCAAACAUCAACCAAACUCAAACACAUCAUCGAGCCAAUCAAUUCAUGGGUCCAAAGGAGCUCAGGCUAUUGAAUCAAAUGGUCAGCCAAUUAAGCAGUCUCCUCAAUCGAUUUUAGUGACUUCACACGACAUUUAUUACCAAAACGUUCGUGGCCUUCGUACCAAAUCCAAACAAUUCUUUUGCAAUUCGUCGACAUUUUCUCAUUCGAUCGUGGUCUUGACGGAAACAUGGCUGAACAAUUCACAUUUCUCGUCAGAAUUCUUUGACAAUUCAUACCAUGUUUACCGCAAAGAUCGUUAUGAGACUGAUUCAUUGUUAAGUCGAGGUUGGUGGUGUACUCAUCGCAGUAAGCUCCAAAUUAUCAUCCACAAACAUUGCACUCGAUGACACAAGUAAAUUGGAAUACGUGUGCGUCAAAAUCAACAUUAAUGCAAAAUUCAAUGUUUUUAUUUAUGCGGCUUAUAUUCCGCCGAACUCACAGCCGGAUAUAUACAAAUGCCACUCGAAUGCCAUAAAUCAUAUUCCAUUAAGCCCAAAUGACACCAUCAUUAUAAUGGGUGAUUUCAAUCUACCCCUUGUCAAUUGGAUAACGGAUGAUGCUGAACAUAAUGUUCUCAUUCCAACGUGCGUCACUCCUUUGCAUGCGGCAGAUUUUAUUGAAGACAUCACUGCAAAUGGUGUCUAUCAAAUUAAUUCUAUUCGCAAUGCCAGUAAUGGGCUGCUCGAUCUAAUAUUUACCAAUGAUUUCAUGAAUGUCGAAGUUUCUUCUACACCGCCAUUAUCGUCCAUCGAUGAAAAAUAUCAUCCGCCGAUUCUAUUAUCGUAUGAAUGGCACAUGGGCAACGUAACUCAAGAGCAAAUUUCAACUCAAAACUUCUUCAAAGCCGACUACAUCGCAAUAAACCGGUACUUGGAAGAGGUAAAUUUCUGUCAACAGUUUUUAAACAAGACACUCGAUCAAAAAGUGGACAUUUUGCACCAAAUUCUCAACGAUGCGAUCGAUAAGUACGUGCCCAUUCAAACGAAAAAAGUUAAACCAAAAUGUCCGUGGCAAAAUAAGCAACUCCAGUCUCUCAAAAACAAAAAGAACAAAGAAUGGAAACGAUCGAAGUUUACUGGCGAUGAUUCAAAUUAUUUGAUGGCACUUGACAAGUUAACCAAAUUAAACACCGAACUAUAUAACUCUUAUGUUGACAAAGUUUCUUCUUCGUUGAAGUCUGAUCCAUUAUCAUUCUGGCGCUUUGUCAACACGAAGAAAAAUAGUGACUGCGAUCCAAAAUCGCUGCAGUUUGGUGAAAAAUCAUCGGUUGACAAGAAGGAGCAAGCUGAAAUGUUUGCAACAUUCUUCAAAAAUAACUUCGCAAAUCAACCGUCUCAAUUUCAACCGACAGCACUAUGUUAAUUCCAACACAAUCAAACUCAAAUGAGGAUCAAUUCAAACUCAACGAAUUUUCAAUUUUCGACGAGCUGAUUCAAAUCAACUCUAAGAAGGUGCUGGUCCGGAUGGAAUUCAUCCCAUUAUUCUCAAAAAUUGUGCUGCUUUACUGUAUAAACCGCUAACAAUCAUUUUCAAUGAAUCGUUCUCCACUGGGAAUAUUCCCACCGGAUGGAAGCGCUACAGUGUCGGACCAAUUUUCAA
Contarinia nasturtii (swede midge) is the source of this 1976-nucleotide messenger RNA. RefSeq lists its product as uncharacterized. NCBI's taxonomy places the organism in Eukaryota, Metazoa, Arthropoda, Insecta, Diptera, Cecidomyiidae. The transcript has a single exon. Bases 891 to 1739 code for a protein of 282 amino acids. The record is from RefSeq and is a predicted model, not a curated record.